Molecule: messenger RNA, 1272 nt
Organism: Ctenocephalides felis (cat flea)
Lineage: Eukaryota; Metazoa; Arthropoda; Insecta; Siphonaptera; Pulicidae
Product: venom acid phosphatase Acph-1-like
Exons: 7
Coding region: 16-1122 (368 amino acids)
Biological process (GO): dephosphorylation
Molecular function (GO): phosphatase activity
Source: RefSeq, a predicted model, not a curated record
CAAUUCUAUUUUUAGAUGUUCAGACAUGGAGACAGGGCUCCAGAACCGGCAGAAGUUUCAAGUUUUCCAAACUACGAAUAUGCAAAUGAUACUUGGUACCCUGUUGGAGCAGGUCAUCUAACUAAUAAUGGAAAGUUGCGUCUGUACAAAUUGGGAAAGACGGUGCGUGCACGUUAUGGGAAAUUUUUGGGAGAUUUAUAUACCACCGAUUUGGCAACGACAUUUUGCACGGAUUUCCCAAGGACCAAGGCGAGCGCCCAAAUGUUUCAUGCAGGAUUGUGGCCUCCUUUGGGCGACCAAAUUUGGUCCGAUGAUGAGAGUCUCGCAAGUAUGUGGCAACCAGUUCCAUAUAACAUCGAUCUAAAACUAAAUAGCGCGAUGAAUUCGUUUCUAAGAAGUCCCUGCUUCGCUUACGAAUUCAUGAGAGUUUUGCAACUUCCCGAAUUCCAGAGACUGAUACGUCCACACGAAAAACUAUUGAAUCUUUUGAUCGAGAAAACGGAAAUGAAAGUAGAUAAUCCGUUGCAUGUUUGGCUCGUGAAAUCGCUAUUUUUGGCACAGGAAGCAAUGGGUAAAUCAAAGCCCGAUUGGGCCGAAGACCAUUGGGACGAAAUUUGUGCAGUUUCCGAAAUCGCCUUUGCGGCCUUGAUGUACAACGACGAUCUUAAAAGAAUGGCCAUAGGGCCAAUAUUGAAGAGGAUAGUAUCAGAUUGCCAAGACAAAGCAGAUGGUGUUUUGGAACCACGGCAGAGAAAACUAAUCGUAUAUUCAGGGCAUGAUACAACAGUUGGCCCUCUUUUUGCAGCCAUGGGCGGCAGUGAAGGUUACAUCGACGAAGAUGGAAACCCUUUGAAAACUAUUGUCCCUUCGUUCGGAUCUGCAGUUAUUUUGGAGCUGCAUAAAAUUGAAGGAGAAUACGCAGUUAAGAUUUUAUUCAACGAAAAAAGCCAAGACGGUACCUUCAAAGAACUCAAAUUAGCAGGAUGUGGAGAAUUUUGCCCACUGGACAAAUAUAUAGAAAUGACCAAAAAUAUUGCAGACGAUGACCAAGGAUUAGACAAAUGCCCGGAGGCUAAAAACAGCAAAUCGAUAUUCGAGAGAGCCAUUAAAAGAAGACAGUGAUAUAAUAAAUUGAGUGAUAUAAUUAUAAGAUAAUAAUUUGGAGAGUAAAAUUAUAAGAUAAUGAUUCAGAAAGUAAUCUACACCUAGGAAACAGGGUUGGAAUAUUUAUUCGUCCGUAUAUGAUUGAAGAUAGCUAAAUAAACGCAAUUA